GGGAGACCAGCCCUGGGGCGUUCUCUGUCUCCUUCCUCAGAGAUCUUUCAUCUGGAGAGAUCUGAAGUGGUGGAAGGGGCAGCGGUCAAGAAUGGAGACUGGCAGAUGGGAGGUCCUAAGUGAGAGAAUAGAAGAGGAAGAGGAGGAGGAGAAGAAGGAGGUGAAUGAAGCCGAGGAGGCCAUGAAGGGGGUCAUCUUGGGCAGGAAAGAGCUACAGGAGCUGGAGAAAGAACUGUCCCAGAUCGAAGUACAUAUCCCUGACGUUCCUCUGACCUUCACCAAGAGUUCCAUCGACACUUCUGAGCUGCCGCUGUCGUACAAGACCAACUCUCCCAAAGAGGAGCAGCUGCUGCAGGUGGCAGACAAUUUUUGCCGCCAGUAUGCUCACCUGUGUCCAGACCGCGAGCCCCUCUUCCUGCGUCCGCUCAACGAGUGUGACGUGGAGCAGAAGUUUGUGAGCACCACGGUCCGCCCAACACUGAUGCCCUACCCUGAGCUGUACAACUGGGAUAGCUGUGCGCGUUUCGUCUCGGACUACCUCACCAUGCUGCCCCUACCAUCCCCCCUCAAGCCGCCCAGCUACAUGUACUCACCCACCACCAUCCUGAAGCACCAGAAGGGGAACUGCUUCGACUUCAGCACGCUGCUCUGCUCCCUGCUCAUCGGGGCGGGCUACGAUGCCUAUUGUGUCAAUGGCUACAGCACCCGGGAGAUCUGCCUCAUGGACCUGUCCAGGGAGGUGUGUCCAUUGCUGAAGGUGCCCAAAGAGGUCCCUGAGGCAUCGGAGGCGGUUCAGCCCAGAAAGUAUUCCAUCAGACCUCCACGGGAUCUGCGCAGCAAGUUUGAACUCCAGCAGAUGGCCAAGAAUGAGGCCAAAAUCGCAGCGGCCCAAGAGAAGAAGCGGAAAGAGGAGUUGGAAAGGACUGUGGAAGAGGAGAAACCCCAGCCUGACUCAAUGCAUGGCCUACGUGUUCACGCCUGGGUCCUUGUCCUGUCGGGGAAGCGGGAGGUGCCCGAGAGCUUCUUCAUCGAUCCGUUCACGGCCAUCAGCUACAGCACCACGGAUGAACACUUCCUGGGGAUCGAAAGCCUCUGGAACCACAAAAACUACUGGGUCAACAUGCAGGACUGCUGGAACGGCUGCCAGGAUCUGGUCUUCGACCUGGGCGACCCGUUGCGCUGGGAAUUCCUGCUCUUGGGAACCGACAAGCCUCUCCUGUUGCUGUCUGACUUGGAGGAGGAAGAGGAUCUUGGAGAAGAUGACGUAGACAACUUGGACAAGGAAGAGGAGGAGAGAGGAUUCGACAUGCCGCACUCCUGGGUAGGGCCAAUUCAGAUAACACCAAAAGAGUUUGAGACCCGCUGCCCUCAGGGCAAGAAGGUGAUCCAGUAUAAGAAGGCCAAGCUGGAGAAGUGGGCACCCUACUUGAACAGCAACGGGCUGGUGUCCCGGCUGACCUCCUACGAGGACAUGGAGUGUUCCAAGGUGGUGGAGGUGAAGGAGUGGUACAAGAACCGAGAAGACAUGUUGGAGAUGAAACAAGUGAAUAAACUUACCGGGGUGAUAACGGAAUAUUUCAAACCUGGACGUAUUCAAGCUCUCCGAGUGCACACCUAUAAGACGAUGAUCCCCGAAACAGAGCGGACGAUGGAGUUCUACAGCGCAGCCAGAGUGGAUGGCCUUCUGAAACGGAUCGAGAACCCCUUGGAGAUCAUCGAGCACUAUGAGGGGCGGGCGGACUUCCUCUCCUACCGGCAUGUUGAGUUUGGCAAACGGAUCAAGAAGCUGGGCGGGAUCGUCACCACCGAGUCAAAUGCCCGGCCUGUGAUGAAAAUAACUGAGCGAUUCUACCGCAACCCUGAAAAGUCAGCCAACGAUGACGUGGCCGAGCGGGUCUUCCUAGUCUCUGAGGAGAGGAUCCAACUCAAGUACCAUCGCAACGAUGACUAUAUCACCGCCUCCAAACGGGAGUUCAUUAAACGGGCUGAGGUGGAUAACAAGGGGAACAAGAUUAUCAUGACUCCAGAUAUGUGCAUCAGCUAUGAGGUAGAGCCCAGGGAGCGGGCCAACAGCCUCCUCUACCAAUAUGAGAUGAUGAUGAGGUUAGUGGAUGAAGAGAAGAUUGUGAAACAUCAAGUCUGGGAGUCUGAAAUAGAGGUUCUGGAUAUCCUCAAGCUCCGGGAGGAGGAGGUGGCCGCUCACACCCUGGUUGUCUCCAUUUAUGACACUGAAAGGAAUGAGAAAAGCAAAGAGCAGAGGGAAGCUAUGGAGCGUCUUCAGCAUGAAGAACACCAGCGCCAGGUCGAGAUGGAUAUGGAUUACCUGGCCCCCUUCCUGAUGCAGCUACCCCCUGGGGAGAAGAUGACCCGCUGGCAGGUUCUGCGCCUGAAGGAGAACUGCCUCAAUGACUUCAAGCAGCGGCUCAUAGACAAGGCCAACCUCAUCCAGGCCCGCUUUGAAAAGGAGACCAAAGAGUUGCAGAAGAAGCAGCAGUGGUACCAGGAGAACCAGGUGACCAUGACAGUGGAGGAUGAGGAUGCCUACCUCUCUUACUGUUCGGAAGUCAUGUUUCGCAUCCGCAUCCUAGAGCUCCGUCUCAACAGGCACAAGGAACAGGCCCCACAGAAAUACCUGGCCCUGGAAGAGAAGCUCUUCAAGGACCCACGCCUGGGUGAUUACCUGAAGGUCUUUUCCUGACAUCCUCCUUGUUCACCGAUGAGACCCAGCCAACACGGACCAACAAUCCCUUUCUGUCGUGGCCGAACCAACCCACAUCCCGGAGGAGACCGCGGGGCUAGGGGGUUGUGGGGAGGCGCUUCCCUCUGCCUCCCGACAUCUAAUGAACUUCUAGAUCCAAUCCAUCAGCCUCACCUUCCUAGCACAGAAUCCAUGCCAAGGCCCAGAGACAGAGGACUCUGCCACAGUCCAUAUUUAAUGCACUGUUUCUACCCAACCGUUAUUUUAC
This is a messenger RNA of Tachyglossus aculeatus (Australian echidna), 2966 nucleotides long. It is a transcript of the gene DRC7, whose product is annotated as dynein regulatory complex subunit 7. Gene Ontology annotation, biological process: flagellated sperm motility. The transcript is spliced from 18 exons. Gene Ontology annotation, cellular component: motile cilium. Lineage: Eukaryota; Metazoa; Chordata; Mammalia; Monotremata; Tachyglossidae. The record is from RefSeq and is a predicted model, not a curated record. The coding region runs from base 92 to 2698 and encodes 868 amino acids.